Neospora caninum is the source of this 1248-nucleotide messenger RNA. RefSeq lists its product as hypothetical. Lineage: Eukaryota; Apicomplexa; Conoidasida; Eucoccidiorida; Sarcocystidae. The transcript has 11 exons. Gene Ontology annotation, biological process: proteasome-mediated ubiquitin-dependent protein catabolic process. Gene Ontology annotation, molecular function: ATP binding; ATP hydrolysis activity; proteasome-activating activity. Bases 1 to 1248 code for a protein of 415 amino acids. The record is from RefSeq and is a predicted model, not a curated record. Gene Ontology annotation, cellular component: proteasome regulatory particle, base subcomplex.
AUGGAUAGUGCAGCUGUCUGGGGGGACGAGGGGGAAGACGUGGCGACGGCCGAGUUGGCCGGUCUCACUGCAGCCGACCUGCGCAUGCGCACCUCGAUGAUCGACAGCGAAGUGCGAAUCCUCAAGAGCGAAGAGCGCAUCAAGGAUAACCAGGAGAAGAUUCGCCUCAACCGCCAACUGCCGUAUCUCGUCGCCAACGUUGUGGAGCUUUUCGACAGCGAAGAAGCAGACGAAGAAGAAGAAGACGGCGCCGUAGGGGACAUCGACGCCCAGAGAAAAGGAAAAUGCGUCGUCAUCAAAACAUCCACUCGACAGACGAUUUUCCUUCCCGUGAUCGGCCUCGUGGACCACACGCUGCUUAAGCCGGGCGACCUGGUGGGUGUGAACAAGGACAGUUACUUGGUCCUCGACAAGCUGCCGGCGGAGUACGACAGUCGCGUGAAAGCCAUGGAGGUCGACGAGAGACCGCAAGAAGAGUACAACGACGUCGGCGGCCUGGACAAACAAAUCCAGGAACUCAUCGAGGCAAUUGUGCUACCGAUGACGCACAAGGAGCGAUUUGAGAAGAUCGGCAUUCGGCCUCCAAAGGGUGUUCUCAUGUAUGGCCCCCCGGGAACGGGGAAGACACUCCUCGCUCGUGCAUGCGCUGCACAGACAAAGGCCACGUUCCUGAAGUUGGCGGGCCCCCAGCUGGUACAGAUGUUCAUCGGCGACGGCGCAAAGAUGGUUCGCGACGCAUUCGAACUCGCCAAAGAAAAGGCCCCCGCAAUCAUCUUCAUCGAUGAGCUGGAUGCGAUUGGAACCAAACGGUUCGACAGCGAAUUGUCAGGCGACCGCGAAGUGCAGCGCACGAUGCUGGAGCUUCUCAACCAGCUAGACGGUUUCAGCAGCGACGACCGCAUCAAAGUGAUUGCGGCGACAAACAGACCUGACGUGCUGGACCCAGCGCUUCUCCGCUCAGGGCGCCUCGACAGGAAAAUCGAAUUGCCACAUCCCAACGAAGAAGCGAGAGAACGAAUCCUGCAAAUCCACGCCAGGAAAAUGAACGUCAACAAACAAGAUGUGAAUUUCCGAGAGCUGGCGAGGUCGACAGACGAUUUUAACGGUGCCCAGUUGAAGGCAGUUUGCGUGGAAGCAGGGAUGGUGGCGCUGCGCCGCGGCGCCACGGAGCUGUGCCACGAAGACUUCGUGGAGGGCGUUGCGCAGGUCCAGGCGAAGAAGAAGUCUUCUCUCAACUAUUUCACGUAA